AUGGAGAGCGCAAGCUCAGGAGCCACGGGGCGCUGGGCCUGGGUUCCCAGCCUUUGCCCCCUGCCCGGAAUGGCCCUGCUCCUGCUGCUGCUGCUGGUGCCCUGCGGGGCCCAGCCCCAGGCUGGCAGGAACCUUACAGAACCCCCAGAACCUAACGCCACAGUGACCCCGGGGACCCCCACGAACCCCGUAACCUCGGUGACCCCUGUGACCCUGGCCACGAGUGCUCCAGAGACACAGGGACCCCGUGGUAGGGGGCUGAGCCCCCCGCCCAGGGCUCCCUCCAGCAGCAGCCCUGGGAGCCCAGUGCUCACAGAGGACGGGCAGCCCUGUAGUUUCCCCUUCCGCUACGGUGGCCGUAUGCUGCACACCUGCACCUCGGAGGGGAGCGCCCACAGGAAGUGGUGCGCCACCACUCACAACUAUGACCGUGACAGGGCCUGGGGCUACUGUGUGCAGGCCUCAGCGCCCAGGGAGGGCCCAGCUGCCCUGGAUCCCUGUGCCUCUGGCCCAUGCCUCAACGGGGGUUCAUGCUCCAACACCCAGGACCCCGAGUCCUACCACUGCACCUGCCCCAUGGCUUUCACAGGCAAGAACUGUGGCACAGAGAGAUGCUUCGAUGAGACGCGCUAUGAGUACUUGGAGGCGGGCGAUCGCUGGGCCCGAGUGAGCCAGGGCCGAGUGGAGCAGUGUGAGUGUGCGGGGGGCCAGAUCCGCUGCGAGGGCACCCGCCACACAGCUUGCCUGAGCAGCCCGUGCCUGAACGGGGGCACCUGCCACCUGAUCGUGGCCACCGGGACCACCGUAUGCGCCUGCCCCCCGGGCCACGCUGGGCGGCUCUGCAACAUCGUGCCCAGCCAGCACUGCUUCGUGGGGAGCGGUGCCGAGUACCGAGGCGUGGCCAGCACGGCGGCCUCGGGUCUCAGCUGCCUGGCCUGGAACUCCGACCUGCUGUACCAGGAGCUGCAUGUGGACUCGGUGGGCGCCGCGGCCCUGCUCGGCCUGGGCCCCCACGCCUACUGCCGGUCAGCACUGGCCUGCCCCACCCCCCACCACCUCAUGCGACGUGGGUGGGGUCUGUCCUGGGGCAGAGAAUCCCUGGCCAGAAUUAACCCCCUACCCGCCGAGGUCCUGCUGAGCCAGCCUGAGCCUGCCUCCACGGGACACCAGACCUGUGGCAAGAGGCACAAGAAAAGGAGCUUCCUCCGGCCACGCAUCAUUGGUGGCUCGUCCUCACUGCCCGGCUCCCACCCCUGGCUGGCCGCCAUCUACAUCGGGAACGACUUCUGCGCGGGGAGUCUUGUCCACACCUGCUGGGUGGUGUCUGCGGCCCACUGCUUCUCCAACAGCCCCCGCAGGGAAAGUGUCUUAGUGGUCCUAGGCCAACACUUCUUCAACCAGACAACAGACGUAACGCAGACGUUUGGCAUCGAGAAGUACAUCCCUUACCCCAUGUACUCAGUGUUCAACCCCAGUGACCAUGACCUGGUCCUGAUCCGGCUGAAGAAGAAGGGGGACCGCUGUGCCGUCCGCUCACAGUUUGUCCAGCCCAUCUGCCUGCCUGAGCCCAGCAGCCCCUUCCCCGCCGGACACAAGUGCCAGAUCGCCGGCUGGGGCCACCAGGAUGAGAACGUGAGUGGCUACUCCAGCUCCCUGCGGGAGGCGCUGGUCCCCCUGGUGGCAGACCACAAGUGCAGCAGCCCCGAGGUGUAUGGGGCCGACAUCAGCCCCCACAUGCUGUGCGCUGGCUACUUCGACUGCAAGUCUGACGCCUGCCAGGGGGACUCAGGUGGGCCCCUGGCCUGUGAGAAGAACGGCCUGGCCUACCUGUACGGCAUCAUCAGCUGGGGCGACGGCUGUGGGAGGCUUAACAAACCUGGCGUCUACACCCGUGUGGCCAAUUACGUGGACUGGAUCAACGACCGGAUCCGGCCCCCUAAGCGGCCUGCGGAUCCCUCCUGA
Molecule: messenger RNA, 1962 nt
Organism: Puma concolor (puma)
Lineage: Eukaryota; Metazoa; Chordata; Mammalia; Carnivora; Felidae
Source: RefSeq, a predicted model, not a curated record